Messenger RNA from Anopheles cruzii, 7670 nucleotides. RefSeq names its product calcium-transporting ATPase sarcoplasmic/endoplasmic reticulum type (gene SERCA). The record is from RefSeq and is a predicted model, not a curated record. Lineage: Eukaryota; Metazoa; Arthropoda; Insecta; Diptera; Culicidae. Bases 163 to 3219 code for a protein of 1018 amino acids. The transcript is spliced from 9 exons. Gene Ontology annotation, cellular component: membrane. Gene Ontology annotation, biological process: calcium ion transmembrane transport; intracellular calcium ion homeostasis. Gene Ontology annotation, molecular function: ATP hydrolysis activity; ATP binding; P-type calcium transporter activity.
CACGAACGUUUCACUAGUGUGCACGGUCUUGUGGUUUCACUUGCCGUACUUUUUGCUGUUGCUUCUGCGGUCUAGACCGCCUAGAUAACCAACAGCAGCAACUGAAACCACGGACGCAGGUUGGCUGCUGAAGAACUGCCGGUAACAUAUUAAUCACCCACCAUGGAGGACGGCCAUAGCAAGACCGUCGACGAAGUCGUAAGCCACUUCCGAGUCGAUCCGGAAAAGGGCCUUUCCCUUGACCAGGUGAAGGAAUACCAAAAGAAAUAUGGACCCAAUGAACUCCCUGCUGAAGAAGGAAAGACACUUUGGCAAUUAGUGCUUGAACAGUUUGAUGAUCUUCUAGUCAAGAUUCUGCUAUUGGCUGCUAUUAUUUCAUUCGUACUAGCUCUAUUUGAGGAACAUGAAGGCGUAGAAGCUUUCGUGGAACCGUUCGUCAUUCUACUGAUUCUGAUCGCUAACGCCGUGGUCGGUGUGUGGCAGGAGCGCAAUGCAGAGUCCGCGAUCGAGGCGCUAAAGGAGUAUGAGCCCGAGAUGGGCAAGGUUGUCCGCAGUGACAAGUCCGGUGUGCAGAAAAUCCGAGCCAAGGAGAUCGUUCCUGGCGAUGUUGUUGAGGUGUCGGUCGGUGACAAAAUCCCUGCUGAUAUCCGUUUGAUCAAGAUCUACUCCACCACCAUCCGUAUCGAUCAGUCCAUUCUGACUGGUGAAUCAGUGUCGGUCAUCAAACACACAGAUGCCGUCCCGGAUCCCCGUGCCGUAAACCAGGACAAGAAAAACAUUCUGUUCUCCGGCACGAACGUUGCCGCCGGUAAGGCGCGCGGUGUUGUCAUUGGCACCGGUCUGAGCACGGCUAUCGGUAAAAUCCGUACCGAAAUGUCGGAAACUGAGGAAAUCAAGACUCCGCUGCAGCAGAAAUUGGAUGAAUUCGGAGAGCAGCUCUCGAAGGUUAUCUCGCUCAUUUGCGUCGCCGUCUGGGCCAUCAACAUUGGCCACUUCAACGAUCCCGCCCACGGUGGCUCCUGGAUCAAGGGUGCUGUGUACUACUUCAAGAUCGCUGUCGCUCUGGCCGUCGCUGCCAUCCCGGAGGGCCUGCCCGCUGUCAUCACCACCUGUCUGGCCCUUGGCACGCGUCGUAUGGCUAAAAAGAACGCCAUCGUCCGUUCACUGCCGUCCGUCGAAACGCUGGGUUGUACUUCGGUGAUCUGUUCGGAUAAAACCGGCACGCUGACCACCAAUCAGAUGUCUGUUUCGCGUAUGUUCAUCUUCGACAAAGUUGACGGUUCUGAUAGCAGCUUCACCGAGUUCGAAAUUUCCGGUUCUACCUAUGAACCGAUCGGUGAGAUCACUCUCAACGGACAGCGCGUCAAGGCCUCUGACUACGAGACGCUUCACGAGCUCGGUACGGUCUGCAUCAUGUGCAACGACUCGGCCAUCGAUUUCAACGAAGUGAAGAAGGUAUUCGAAAAGGUCGGUGAAGCCACGGAAACUGCACUGAUCGUGCUAGCGGAGAAGCUGAACCCCUUCAACGUGUCUAAGCAGGGUUUGGACCGCCGCUCGGGCGCCAUCUGCGUGCGUCAGGAGAUUGAAACCAAGUGGAAGAAAGAAUUCACAUUGGAGUUCUCUCGGGAUCGUAAAUCUAUGUCGACCUACUGCACGCCACUGAAGGCCUCGAAGCUUGGCAACGGACCGAAGCUGUUCUGUAAGGGUGCCCCCGAGGGUGUCCUGGAUCGUUGCACGCACGCCCGUGUUGGUACUACGAAGGUGCCACUGACGGCUACUCUGAAGCAGCGCAUUCUUGAACUUACCCGCCAGUACGGUACCGGACGUGACACGCUCCGUUGCCUGGCCCUGGCCACCGCUGAUGCGCCGAUGAAGCCCGACGAUAUGGAUCUGAACGAUUCGACCAAAUUCUACACCUAUGAAGUUAACCUGACUUUCGUCGGUGUCGUUGGUAUGCUGGAUCCGCCACGUACGGAAGUCACAGACGCGAUUGUUCGUUGCCGUGCCGCCGGUAUCCGUGUCAUUGUCAUCACUGGUGACAACAAGGCCACCGCUGAAGCUAUCUGUCGCCGCAUCGGUGUGUUCAAAGAGGACGAAGACACCACCGGCAAGUCGUACUCGGGUCGUGAAUUCGACGAUCUUUCUAUUUCUGACCAGCGUGACGCCUGUGCCCGCGCCCGUCUGUUCUCACGUGUCGAGCCGGCCCACAAGUCGAAGAUUGUGGAGUACUUGCAGAGCAUGAACGAAAUCUCCGCCAUGACGGGUGAUGGUGUCAAUGAUGCCCCCGCCCUGAAGAAAGCUGAAAUCGGUAUUGCCAUGGGUUCGGGAACCGCUGUGGCCAAAUCGGCAGCCGAGAUGGUGUUGGCUGACGAUAACUUCUCCUCCAUUGUGGCCGCUGUUGAGGAAGGUCGCGCUAUCUACAACAACAUGAAGCAGUUCAUCCGCUACCUGAUCUCAUCCAACAUUGGUGAGGUUGUGUCAAUCUUCCUGACUGCUGCCCUGGGUCUCCCGGAGGCUCUCAUUCCCGUCCAGCUUCUGUGGGUCAAUCUGGUCACUGACGGUCUGCCAGCUACUGCCCUCGGAUUUAACCCUCCGGAUCUUGACAUUAUGACCAAGCCACCGCGUAAAGCUGACGAAGGUUUGAUCUCUGGAUGGUUGUUCUUCCGUUACAUGGCCAUCGGUGGAUACGUCGGUUGCGCUACCGUCGGUGGAGCUGUUUGGUGGUUCAUGUACUCCGAUGGAGGCCCAGGGCUGUCGUACUGGCAGUUGACUCAUCACCUGUCCUGCCUCGGUGGUGGUGAUGGAUUCAAGGGCGUCGAGUGCAAGAUCUUUAACGAUCCGCAUCCGAUGACGAUGGCCCUGUCGGUUCUGGUCACCAUCGAAAUGUUGAACGCCAUGAACAGCUUGUCUGAGAAUCAGUCGCUCGUCCAGAUGCCGCCAUGGUGCAACUUGUGGCUCAUCGCCUCCAUGUGCCUGUCGUUCGCGCUCCACUUCGUCAUCCUCUACGUUGACGUUCUCUCCGCCGUUUUCCAAGUGACGCCACUGAACACUGAUGAGUGGCUGACCGUCAUGAAGUUCUCGCUGCCGGUCGUGCUGUUGGACGAAAUCCUUAAGUUCGUCGCCAGAAGGAUCUCGGACGGUGAGAGCUAUGUUAAAAAUAUGCAUGGACUAGUGUUAGCGUGGGCAGUGUUUUUCGCUUUCAUCAUAUGGGGUCCAUAAUGCCAGCGCGAUUAGAGACAGAGCCUGCGCUAGUUCUACUACUACCACUACUAUUACUACUACUAUUACUUCUUCCACCACCAGUUCUACUGAUAGAGGGGAGAUUCACUGUUAUUAGGGAAAAGAAAUGCGUAGAGAUGAACGCGAACAAGGGCGCGCAAAUAGCGGUAGCAACGAAUCACCGGCAACAAGGCACAGAGCACACACACACACACACACACACUCAUACACUCAUGUAUGUGCACAUCCCCACCCACAUUAUUCACCAAUUAUGUUGGGAUCGCGAAAUGUUGAGGAUUUGUGAAAUUCGGUUUCCUAUUGGAGAUAAAAUUACUCACUUUGGAAUGGAAAGUUUUUGGUAGAAACGCUCGUAGAUUUAAUAGCCGGGAUCCUCCAACUAUUUGGCCACUGCUAUUGUGAUAAACGGCCCGAAUCGUGUACGCUAUUAUCGUGUUAUUACGAAUGAAUGUUUUGGUUUUCAUAACGUUACGUUUCCAUCGUUUUUCUUCAUUAUCAUUCAAUUAACAGUUUCGUUGCUGGGUAUUAGCGUGCGCAAACGCAUGUAUGAAAAGGAGUUCAGAUACUAAGCGUACAUGCGCGUUUGAUGUAUAGAGAUAGAGGUAAAUGUGAAUGUGGGCUUCAAAGGAUCGAUUGAUCGAAACACGAAUGCUUCUGGUCUUCGUUAAAAAGAAGCGUUGAAAGUGUGCCGUGUGUGCUUUCGUGCUCGGCAGUCGAUUCUGUGCCGUUUGUUGGUGAUUCAUUUGCUCUCAUUCAUUCACACGCAAUGCGAUAGUGUUAUCGUCUAUAGAAUAAUAGAAUUGCGCUAUUAUAGAAUGAUGCUGCUGCAGUGCGAGCAGCAACAAACGUUAGGAACAAAGGAAAAACGAGUGAUAGUUGAAAUAUUAUUUUUAUUACUAUAAAUUUCCAAUUAGACCUCCCCCGCCGUUCUUUCAUGUGAUCGAAAUCAAUGUUAGUCCUCUCGCGUCCGCGUUCUUGAUUGAUUUCGAAUAUCCUAUCUCACACACACUUACUCCGUUCACAAGUCGGCGGUUUGUUUUACACCUAUCGAAGAUAAACAUAUUCGAAAACGUUCUGUAGCUUUAUAGACCUUUUUUAAUCUCAGCAAUAAGAAUGGACCCCAUGUAGAAGAACUAUCCCACGGUACUGCAGUAGUAGUGUAAGCAAAAAACCACACAAACAUUCAUCUUAUGUACGCGACUCACGCACGCGGUCCAUACUAUAAAAAUGGCGUUCGAGACGCCACCAGUAUGUGAGGCGUACAAUUUGCAUUGGGAUGCAGUGAGCGAUAGCGACUAAGCCGACAGUUUGCUCCCCUAGUCCCAUAUCUACUUUCAUCUCAUACAAAGCAAACGAGCAUGUCUUGUGUGAAAAACUCGUGCAGCGCGCAUACCAUUAACAGCAACAAAUAGCACCUCGCGCAACGCAAGAAGAGAAAAGGGGUGCCGUUUUGUAUCUAUGUAAUGCCAAAACAUGUUUUACACCAUACAACGAAGAGAAUGGUGCGUCAAGAUGCGUGUGUUUUUUUCCUUUCUUGAUUUAUAGUUUUCGUAUUGAGUGAUGUGUUUGUUUAUUAGUUCUGUUUUGAUGAGCCUUUUGUUUUACCUUCAGCUUGUUUUCUUUUGCCCGAUUUGCGAAAUGGUUUCUCAUCCACAGCAGCUUGUUUGGAAUUUUCAUGUUAUCGAGAAAUCCCUGCUAGCUAUACAAAUUUCUAACAUCCGAACACCUCAACAAGGACUAUCGGAUAAACUUGAAGAGGGGUUGGCUGAAAUUGUCACUUUGACUGGAAGUAUCAGACAUAUUGAUAGAUAGGAAUACGAGUUUAGACAAAUUUAUUGCUAUUUCUACUACCAUUCAGAUUUUGUGUGUGAAAAUUUACAACCAACAUUGUAGUUCUCAAAAAACGUUUUAAACUGAAACGAUACGCUUAUCUGAACCGAGAUAGCGUUACCGAGAGAACUACUAAACAACAAAAACUGAAAACAGUUCUCGAUCGAAUACUUUGUUGAUACAGAAUCCCGAUACUUCUGGGUUUCCAAGGCAACCAUGGCACCAAAUGGUAGCAAAUACACACAUUCUCUCAUGAAAGGCUCCGGCUGAGCAGUUUUCAGCGUAGGUUACUUAAUUUAUUUAGACACAAUAUACAGAACAAAAGAUUAAAAUAUUUAACGUUCGAUGGAGAGGCUUCUUUAGCAACACGACGACCAGUAAAGCAACAAAUAGUGGAUGAGACGUAAGGCGACGCUUGUUUCGGCGUUUCUUCCACUUUCAAAUCGAUGAAGUUUUCAGAAAAUUCCUCUAAAUUCUGUGGACUUUCUUCCUAUCGCUAUGCGCACUUUUUGUGCAUUUUGAAUGGCAAUACCGUCAAGAUUUGAGGGAAAUUUUUCCAGAUGCUUCCAGAACAGAAGCGAUCGAUACUAAUAGAGUUGUGCCUAGAGUAGCAGUAUAAGCGGGGAAGGAAGAACCGGUCCUCAAAAAACAACGUUAUUCCAUCCAAAGUACAGUAAGUGCUGGUUUGGAUGGGGAAACUUCGUACAUAGAUCGUACCUUUUCGGUUAGAAAGUAACAUUUUUGGUGAAUCGUUUCGAUGUCACGUAAGAUUAUUUUCGAUUUUGUCUGUUCCAAGUAUGAGUUAUCGGUUCAUGUCCACAUCAUUUUAUCACUAUUCCCUUUGAAAUUGUUGGUCGUCUUUUCCUUUGUUGCCUUUUGUCCUGACAGUCUCAUACGGACUUCCCCGCGCCACCGUGUACUGUUUAAGGGUUUUUUCUGUCAUGUUAUGACAUAAAGGCAACUUAUUACUUUCUUGCGAUCUACAGUUGUCAGCAAACGAGCAAAGAUGUAACAUUUAAAAAUUAACGCAAAUCAUUCAAUAAAUACAAACAUUGUUUAGGAGGUAAGAUGAAAUACCGAGGAAAAGGUAUGGGAAUAAUAAUUGAAACUAGCUAAAUCAAUGAGCAAGAUGCAACAGGGGGAAUGGAAAACUUCUUCAGGCUCAAAUAAAGGAUCGAGCCAAUGUGCAAUGAAGUUCCGUUAAUUAUAAACAACAAUUUCCUCGAUUGCUACUGAUAUGCUGUUUAUGGUGCAAUUCUUCUCAUACAUUGUCAUCACUCAGCAAAACAAGUAAAGUCAUAUUGGGGAUGUGAUUUCAUACAGCAAGUCGAUAAUAUUAAAAACAUUAAAAGGUAAGCCUCUCACAGUUGCUGUCGCUCUAGCGACGAACGAAUGCAGAACAAAAACGAUCGUGGAACGGUAAAACAUUGCAUCCUCAGGCAGCAGGAGUGUAAAAAAGAGGAAUCGAGAAGAAAAAAUCUGAAAAAAUAAAAAAUAAUAAAAAAAAUCAUUUUAAAUAUACUGAGCAAAUAACAUACGUUUCUCUAACCGCGUUUUUCUUACACAGUGCGCCCUUCAUACACUAACCUUUUACAUUUUUACGCACUCGUGUGCGCGAUUACUCAAUAUCCACACGCACAUAGCCAUAGCUGAUUGAUUUUAUCAUCUACUCCUUCAUCAUCUCGUUUCGUCUACGCUUUUGCGAACCAACCAAUACCACGGAGUUCGUUCGCUUCUCCCAUAAUACUAUCUCUGGAAACAAAAGUUACACUGGCAAAAGCCGUCGGAUGAUCCUCGAUCCUGACCUAACAGCGUGAGCGUGUGUGAUUCUGCUUUGAUAAAUAAGAGAUUGCUGUGUGAAUGAUUAUGCUACAAAGAACAAACGUCCAGGUUCUUGAGGAGGACCAGUCUGCUUGUAUUGAAUGUGCCGCGAAUGCUCACCGGCGUCCACUCGUUCCCGCGUGAUCCGGGUGAAUACGACUGACCAACCAACAGGCAACUAGUACUAUGCGCUGUACUGGGCGGCCAUACUACUCACCCACGAACCCACCCACAGGCACGAACCUACAGAAGCGUAAGAUAUCUUUAUAUCCACAACAUUUUCCAAUGCUUAAAAACAUCGCAUCUGCAGCAUCACUCCUCAUCGUAGCUCUUUAAACGCACGCACGCCCUGUCGCGAACAACUUUCAUUGGAUUGUAAGUACACUCUACUAAUGUAUAUUGGUCAUCAGUACAUUAAUCUGGUAGAUCUGGUAGAUUUAUCUCUAUAAGUAUGUAAAACAUUUUUCUUGUGAACGUGUGAUCUUUGUUUAACUGGAAACCAGAGUUCGUCCCAAACCUGUACUGUAUGUAGAAGCGCAUCGUUUGGGUGCUAGAUAAUUUUGCAGUAACUUUUAUACACAGAUGUACAAUUUUCUACACGCCGCCUAUUGUGAUCUGCCGCAUUCCGAGUGAUUAUGAACAAGACUGUAAUAUACAGAGUGUUUUGCAUAGAAUAACGUUGUAGCUAGCACACAGUAAUCGUAAACUUGUAGUGAACCGUAGUCCCAGAAUACAAACAAAAGAAUGGCCCACGUUGACGAUUAUAUUAUUUUUGUUUCUUC